AUGUCUCCCGGAAUGUCCCUCUUCUCCAUUCAGGCUAUCCUGAUCCUGAACAGUGAAGAUGGAUCGAGGAUAUUCGCCAAAUACUAUGCGCCACCCCACCAUGCAACCACGGGUGCGAACCAAGGUCCUACGGCGAGCAACCCUUACCCCGAUUUGAAGGCGCAGAAGGCGUUCGAGAAGGGCCUCGCGGACAAGACGCUGAAGCAGACCGGCGACAUCAUCCUCUAUGAUAACCGGAUCGUUCUGUACAAGAUGGAGUCCGAUGUCAUGAUUUACGUGGUUGGAAGUGUGGACGAGAAUGAGAUCCUACUAUAUAACGUUGUCCUUGCCCUCAGGGACUCGCUUCACCUUCUUUUCAAGCAAUCCGUGGAUAAGCGAACCAUUAUCGAAAACUACGAUCUUGUCGCCCUCGCCAUCGAUGAAAUCAUUGACGACGGCAUCAUCCUCGAGACUGACCCUACCAUCAUCAUACAGCGUGUCAGCAAGGCUCCUAACCAGGACGUCAACCUCAGCCGAAUCGACCUUAGCGAGCAGGGCGUUAGCAACUUGACACAACUCGGAAAGUCGAAAUUGGCGGAUUGGCUAAGGCAGGGCCUUUGA
This is a messenger RNA of Parascedosporium putredinis, 600 nucleotides long. Lineage: Eukaryota; Fungi; Ascomycota; Sordariomycetes; Microascales; Microascaceae. The record is from the annotation of a GenBank genome assembly.